ACGAUCCAAUGCCUGAUGACCCAGUGCCCGCUGUCAUACCUGGUGACCCGAUGCCCGCUGUCGUGCCUGAUGACCUGGUGCCCGCGGUCGAGCAAGACGAUCCAAUGUCUGAUGACCCGGUGCCUGCCGCUCCGCCUGGGGGCCCGGUGCCCGCCGCCCUGCCUGGGGGCCCGGUGCCCGCCGCCCUGCCUGGGGUCCUGGUGCCCGCCGCCCUGCCUGGGGGCCCGGUGCCCGCCGCCCUGCCUGGGGGCCCAGUGCCUGAGGGCCCGGUGCCUGCUGCUCCGCCUGGUGGCCCGGUGCCUGCUGCC
Messenger RNA from Staurois parvus, 308 nucleotides. NCBI's taxonomy places the organism in Eukaryota, Metazoa, Chordata, Amphibia, Anura, Ranidae. The record is from the annotation of a GenBank genome assembly.